Molecule: messenger RNA, 4713 nt
Organism: Pelobates fuscus (common spadefoot toad)
Lineage: Eukaryota; Metazoa; Chordata; Amphibia; Anura; Pelobatidae
Product: dual oxidase 2-like
Exons: 34
Coding region: 101-4684 (1527 amino acids)
Biological process (GO): superoxide anion generation; defense response; response to oxidative stress
Cellular component (GO): NADPH oxidase complex; plasma membrane
Molecular function (GO): heme binding; calcium ion binding; peroxidase activity
Source: RefSeq, a predicted model, not a curated record
CUCAAGACACAAGCAUCAAACACUCGUCAUAAUAAAGAUAAAUGCUGAGCAGUUCUGUCUUACUGUGCUGGGACAGGCUUCAAAGACAGCGGUAAUAACCAUGAUUUGGAGGCUACUGGUAUUUUGGCUCUGCCUUUUUAAUAUAUGGGUGAUGGGGAUAUUGGGUAAUAAAACCGCGACUGUUGACUGGGAAGUCCAACGUUAUGACGGGUGGUAUAAUAACCUUGCGCAUCACAGCACUGGUGCCACAGAUUCUAAACUCCUACGCCUUUACCCAGCCUCUUAUUCGGAUGGGGUUUACCAAGUAGCAGAUCCACCUGAGCUCCCAAACGCACGUGACAUCAGUAACAUAUUAACAAAAGGUCAAUCAGGUCUUCCUUCAGUCCAGAAUUUCACAGUACUUGGAGUGUUUUUUGGUUACCAUGUGCUCUCAGAAAUAAUUUCAACAGUAAAUCCUGCCUGUCCGGCUGAAUUUCUGAAUAUUUAUAUAAGUGCAGGAGAUCCAGUGUUUAAUCCUACAAAUAAUAGCAAUGUAGUUUUGCCUUUUCAAAGAAGUAAAUGGUUUCCGGGUACUGGAAGAAGCCCCAAUAAUCCAAGAGAACAGGUCAACUCAGUUACAACAUGGAUUGAUGGCAGCUCCAUCUAUGGUUGUUCGCAUUCUUGGAGUGAUGCCUUAAGAAGUUUUUCUGGUGGAAAGUUGGCUUCUGGGCCUGAUGGACAGUUUCCUAGUAAUGCAAAACCCAGUCUUCAGAUGUGGAAAAUACCAGAUCCUGCUACAGGUCAAAGAGGAAAUGGAGGAAUAUAUGGUUUUGGUAAUGCCAUGGCCAACGAAAGUCCAUUUAUCCAAGCUGAGAGUAUCAUUUGGUUUCGAUAUCACAACUAUAUUGCACAAAAUUUUUCUGACAGCAACCCUGAUUGGUCUGACGAAGUUGUGUUUCAAAAUGCCAGGAAAUGGGUGAUUGCUACUUACCAGAAUAUUGCCUUCUAUGAAUGGCUGCCAUUAUUUAUAUCAAGCGGGGUGUCGGAGUAUCAAGGCUACAAACAGCAUCAAGACCCAAGUGUAUCUCCAGAGUUUUUGGCUUUAACUUCACAAGUUCUAUAUUCCAUGAUGCCUUCAGGAGUUUAUAUGAGAAAUAACACUUGCCAUUUUCGCAAUGUGACUGGAUUGAAUGAUCAGACCUGGCCUGCUCUUCGUUUGUGCAACAAUUACUGGAACAGAGAGAACCCCAAUCUGCAAACAGCUACAGAUAUAGAUGAGUUGGUGCUUGGCAUGGCUUCACAAAUAGCUGAAAAAGAAGAUAACAUAAUGGUGGAAGAUUUAAGAGAUUAUUGGUAUGGGAAGAUGCAAUAUUCCCGCACAGAUUUAUCAGCUGCUAAUAUCCAGAGUGGAAGGGAUUUUGGACUACCUAGUUACAAUAAUAUGAUGGAAAUGUAUAGCCUACCGCCCCUCCAGCAAUGGGAAGACAUACAGAACCAAGAAAUUAGAGACCAGCUUUCAUCAUUAUAUAUGAGUAACAUACAAAACUUGGAACUUAUUUCUGGAGUCAUGUCAGAAAUCAAUGGCAGUCUUGGAGAUCUUGUAACCAAUGUCACUCUGAAUCAAUUCUAUCGAAUAAGAGAUGGAGACAGGUUUUGGUUUGAGAAUGAAAAAAAUAGAUUAUUUACAAGUGAAGAAAUAGCCAUUAUUCGGGCAACUACGUUCCGUAAUGUUCUACUUGCUGUGAUCAAUACAAACAGUAGUGACAUCCAAGACAAUGUUUUUAUGUGGAAAGCAGGUGACCCAUGUCCUCAACCAAGCCAACUAAAAUCCGAUGAAUUAGAACCAUGUGUGCCUCUUGUGGUUGCACACUAUUUUGAAGGAAGUGGUGCUGGCUUUGGGAUUACCAUUGCAUUUCUCUGUAGUCUACCACUAUGGAGUUUUCUUCUUGCCUAUGCAAUUUCAAAGUCUCAGAAGAGGACCUUCAAAAAAUUUCAAAAGAAAAUAAACAGCAAAGAUGUCAGCAAUGCAAGUAGCAGAGAAGGAUUUCCAGCCACUGAAUGGUAUGGCCCCGGGGAAUCAAAUCAACAAGUUUUGAUUCAGUUCCUCCCAAAUCGAACACUUAAUGUUUUAGGUAACAGGCAUACUAAGGCCAGGUCUAUCAGCUUACAAAGCCAAAAUAAAGUGGAGGUUCUCUUGUCCAACAAUGAUGGAAACAAAGCUCUUUGUCUCAAGAUUCCAAAAGAAUAUGAUUUGGUGCUCUUUUUCAACAACAAAGAAGAGCGAACUAACUUCAUCCAGAAAUUUCAAGAAUUGCUUGAUGGGAGCGGACUCACCCCAUCUUUUUCUGAAUUAAAGGAAAAAACUCUCCUGCAAUCAUCUUUUUCAAAAAAGGAGAGGCAUGAAAUGUUGGAGACCUUCUUCAGACAUUCUCUGUCUCACGUACUUGACAUUCAGAAGGCGGAUGCAGGUGAAUUACAUACAAAGGAUAUAAAUUUACUAAAGUUCGAGAUAUCCAGAGAAGAAUUGUCAGAAUUACUGGGGCUUGAUCAUCAUGCCAGUUUUGUAGAUUCCAUGUUUUCAGUGACUGACAAAGACAAGAAUGGAUUUUUGUCUUUUAAAGAAUUCUGCAACAUAUUGGCUAAGUUAUUAAAAGGUACUGCUGAAGAGAAAUUGCAAUUUAUGUUCUCCAUGCAUGAUAAAAAUGGAAAUGGCAUACUGACUAAGGCAGAAUUUUCCAAAAUGCUUAGAUCCUUCAGUGAAAUAUCCAAUUUCCUAUCAAAAGAUCAAACUGAAAAUGUAAUAGAGAGCAUGUUCACUGAGGCUGGGAUUUCAUCAGAGCAAGAGAUUACCUGGAAGGAUUUUUACGCCGUGUUUAAGGAUCAUGCAAAUAUACUGAAUUCUACAACUCUUCUUUCCAAAGGUUCAGCAGACAACAAGAAAAAUAUUGAUAGAAAUAUUUCAUUUAUAAGUAGAAAUAACCAGGAAAGCAAUGGAACUGGUCAACAAAUAAGUAACGUGGAGCUUGAAGGACAGAGAAUUCGAAACAGAUUCGGAAAUAGGACAAAUGGUAAUAUAGAUCAGCCAAGAAUAUACACUGAAGCAAAAAGAGAGAGAUAUGAAUCCAGCAAAAUCCGCCAAAAGAUUCAGCAACUUAAGCGCUUGGUCGAAAAUUACAGACGUCAUAUUGUGUGUAUAACUAUAUGCUGCGGAAUAUCAGCUGGGGUAUUCGCUGAACGUGGUUAUUAUUAUGGCUAUGCUUCACCACCAACUGGUAUAUCUCAAGCCACAUAUGUGGGACUUAUUGUGUCUCGAGGAUCGGCUGCCAGUGUUUCAUUUAUGUUCUCUUACAUGCUCUUGACGAUGUGCCGGAAUCUGAUAACAUUCCUUCGAGAGACUUUUUUAAAUAGAUACAUUCCUUUCGAUGCAGCAGUUGACUUCCAUCGUUGGAUAGCAAUGAGUGCUGUUGUUCUUUCAGUUUUCCAUACAGUUGGACAUGUGGUCAAUGUUUAUAUCUUCUCAAUCACUCCUAUCAGUAUUCUUGGUUGCGUUUUCCCAACAGUCUUUAUUGAUGACGGAUCAGACUAUCCAGAAAAGUUUUACUGGUGGUUUUUUGAGACUGUACCAGGUAUGACCGGAGUUCUUCUGCUAGUAGUCCUGGCUUUGAUGUAUGUUUUUGCUUCCUCUCAUUUCCGACGUGUUAGUUUCCGUUGGUUCUGGAUAACACAUCACCUCUAUGUCCUCUUCUACAUUUUGACUAUAAUACAUGGCAGUUUUGCUUUAAUCCAACAACCACGAUUUCACAUAUACUUCAUUGCCCCGGCUAUUAUCUAUAUUGGAGACAAACUGAUCAGUUUAAGCAGGAAGAAGAUAGAGAUUGAGGUUCUACAAGUAGAUCGACUUCCUUCAGGAGUAACGCACAUUAAGUUCCAACGUCCAUCUGAUUUUCAUUAUAUGUCUGGACAAUGGGUCAGGAUUGCUUGUUUGAAUCUUGGCACUGAUGAAUACCACCCUUUCACACUGACAUCAGCUCCACAUGAGAAGACAUUGAGUUUGCAUAUAAGAGCUGUUGGCCCAUGGACAACCCGCUUAAGGGAGAUUUACACAUCUCCUGAUGAUCCACUGCAGACAUAUCCAAAGCUUUAUCUUGAUGGACCAUUUGGAGAAGGGCACCAAGAGUGGAAUAAGUUUGAAGUCUCUGUCUUAGUUGGAGGAGGCAUUGGUGUUACUCCCUUUGCUUCAAUUCUGAAAGAUCUGGUAUUUAAAUCAUCAAUCAAUUCAAGGAUAUACUGCAAAAAGGUAUAUUUCAUCUGGGUUACACGCACGCAAAAGCAGUUUGAAUGGCUGACAGAUAUCAUUAGAGAAGUGGAAGAAAAUGACAAAAACAACCUUCUGUCGGUCCACAUAUACAUAACACAGCUUGCUGAAAAGUUUGACUUCCGCACAACCAUGCUGUAUAUAUGUGAAAGACACUUCCAGAAGGUACAAAACCAGAGUCUGCUAACUGGUCUUCGUUCAGUGACACAUUUUGGGAGACCUCCGUUUCUUGGUUUCUUAAAUUCCUUACAGGAUGUCCAUCCUAUGGUAAAGAAAAUUGGUGUGUUCAGCUGUGGCCCUCCUGGAAUGACAAAAAAUGUGGAGACUGCUUGUAGAAAACUUAACAAAAAGGAUGAGUCCUAUUUUGUGCACCACUAUGAAAACUUUUAAGAAUUUCAUGAUCAAUGCUUUGACGAUCA